Messenger RNA from Diorhabda sublineata, 1458 nucleotides. Its product is annotated as elastin-like. The record is from RefSeq and is a predicted model, not a curated record. The coding region runs from base 1 to 1458 and encodes 485 amino acids. Lineage: Eukaryota; Metazoa; Arthropoda; Insecta; Coleoptera; Chrysomelidae. The transcript has 3 exons.
AUGGAGUUUGAAUCUAUAGAUUCUGUGUUACAAGUUGAUAAUGCUGUGCAAUAUCCAUCAGAGUUCCUAAACACGCUCAAUCCUCCAGGUUUCCCGGCACAUAGAGUUAUUCUAAAGAUAAUGUUGUUACAAAAUCUCAAUCCUCCUAAACUGUGCAACGGUACGAGACUACGUGUGAACGCUCUUCAGAAAAACAUAAUCGAAGCUACAAUUAUAACGGGAUGUGCCAGAGGGGAAUCACUAAUUUCGUUAGUUCUUUCUGUAACACUACAUACAGCACAAUGUGGCGAUCUUACUUCUCUAUUGCCUCCACCUUCAUCCGCUGCCUACGGAACUGGCUACGGAAGUGGUUUAUCUGACAUAUCCGUAGCCGGUGGACAUGGAAAUUUACAUCUAGGUAUUUCAGCUGGUAUAUCGAAUGGAAGAGAAUUGGGUGGAGGACUAGCUUUUGGAAGUGAUGCGGGAUUUGGAAACGGUCAAGGAUUUGGAAGUGGUCGAGGAUUUGACAGCGGCCCAGCAUUUGGCAUUGGUCCAGGACUUGGUAGUGGUCCAGGAUUGGGUAGUGGUCCAGGAUUAGGCAGCGGUCCAGCAUUUGGCAUUGGUCCAGGACUUGGUAGUGGUCCAGGAUUAGGCGGCGGACCAGCAUUAAUCAGUGGUCCAGGACUUGGUAGUGGUCCAGGAAUUAUUGGUGGUCCCGGAUUUGCUGGUGGUUCAGGAAUCAUUGGUGGUCCGGGAAUAGGAUUAGGGCCAACAAUUGGUAGAGGACCAGGAUUUAAUGGAGGUGCUGGUGUGGCUAAUGGAGGACCAACAGUAUACAGAGGUACAACAUAUUCACAACAAACGCAACAGGUCAGGAUCCCAGUACCGCAGCCUGUACCGAUACCAGUGAAUCGUCCAGUCCCUGUACCAGUCCCAGUACCCAGGCCUGUACCAGUACCUCGACCUGUACGAGUAGAAGUCCCCCAUCCAGUAAAAGUUGUAGUACCUAGACCGGUCCCUGUAACAGUAACCAAACCCUACCCAGUACCAGUCAAAGUCAAGGAAUUUGUGAAAAUACCUACACCAGUACAUGUAUCAGUACCUAAACCGUAUCCAGUAGUGGUGAAAAAACCUUAUCCAGUUCCAGUGCCUACAAAAGUUCUUGUCAAAGUUCCAGUUCCUAUAAGAUCAAAUACAGAUGCUUCAAUAGGUUUUAGUGCAGGUCCUGUCGGAUUUGGAGGAAAUAUAGUUGGUGGAAACGGAGGUUUAUUAUACGAUGCAGGUUAUGCAGGAUUCGGUUCAAGCUCUGGUUUUCAAGGGUCUGGUGGAUAUGGUGGAGGACAUUUAGGAAGCUUCGAAGUUGGUGGCCCGUCAAGUGGAUACUCUCUAGGAGGAAGUACUUAUUCUUCGGGAGGGUACGCUUCUGGGUAUGAUCACUCUCAUUAUAAUCCCCAUGGCGACGAGGGUUAUAAAUAUUAA